AUGAAGUCAGAGCGGAUCCUGCUGCCUACAGGUGUCUUGGACAGCCUGCAAGCGGCAGAUGAUGAGGCCCCGUCUGCUGUCUUCUCACCUGCCUCGUCCACUUCGGCCUUACAUCUCUAUGGCGGAUCAUCGACAACCUCUUCCACCGGCGCUGCUUCACAGAGCAAGGAGCAUGUUCCGCAGCCUCGAUCAAGACGAGUCAAUGCGCUCAUACACGACUAUAGCGUCGUCAAGACGGGCAUCAGGCUCGCUGGCUUUCAGGUCUACUGCGUUGAGCAAUGGCUCGUCGACCGCCAGCGCCUCACACCUGGUUUGGUGGUCUACACGGGCGGGACAGACGAUGUCAUCUCUGUGGAUGUACUCGAGCCGACUGAGACUCGCUCAGAUGGUAUGAGCGAUCUCGAGUCCUCGCUCAGAAGUGAAGGCGGGCGGCCCAAGCAAACGUCGCUUGGAUUGAUCUUCGUGACCUCGCUGGCCAAUCUACAAGGCGAUCGCUCGCUUGUGUCCAUACCAGGCGGACAGGUGACGCAGCAGAUAAGGGACACGCUCUAUCAGAACUUAGCGCUCAGGCGACUUGGACUGGGCGGGCGAUCCAGUCUAUCGCUCACCCCACCUGCGACAGCACAACUUGAGCGGUUCGCGCAGCUCUAUCGGCUGCCAUACUCCUUGGCUAGUGUUCAAGAGCUAGAGAACAAGCUGCUCGACGUGAUCGCGAUCGUACAAUGCGCGCUCGCGCUUUUUGGCCUGGGCCCCCUCGUGCCUCCGCAAAAGCACUCGCUCUCGCACCAUCAGGCGCUGCCGAAUGAAGGCAUCGACCAGCUCGCGCCCGAUGGACUGCUCUGUGAAGAAACGAUCGCAGGUCUUGCAGAAUGGAAUGACAUCUUCAAUCAGCAAGCAACAUCAAAUCCAGCUUCAUCUGCGCAGACUGCACCCGCUGGUCUUACUUCCAGCUCCCAAAUAAUGACACCUUCGACCCUUGCUGGUCUUCUGACAAUCGUGGCGUCUGUUCGGGCUAAAGUCCAUGCGCUAGGCUAUGCACAUCCGCCGAAAGAUCCUUUUGUCUCUCGCCAUCGCUUCCUCUCUACGUAUACCCUGACGAUACAAGCACUUGGGCAUCAAGGUGCACAAGUCAGCCACGCUCAUCAGCUUCUGUACCUUACUCCGCCAGGCAUAGCCGCACUGAAGCGGACUGUCGAUGACCGGAAAGCAGAAUCAAUGCGAGUCGGUAAAAUGCUGCGUAACCGGAUCGAUGAUAUAGCCGAUCGCGGGCUCAACCCAUUGUCACGGACGGACCCAGGUGCAGCUCGCAAUGCUGCUGAGAACAUUGAGGAUGGCACCUUCGAUCUCGAUCUCGCUGCACGAUCACUCAAUCAAGGGGCGUGGUCGGAGGUCUUCACGCUUGCCAGCCUCUGGUCUACAACGGCUGCUAAGAGACGACAACAUCACAAGCGCACAAGCAGAACAGUACGAAUCGGAUUACACCGACAUGGUCGAGGGUCGACCGCUCAUCUUUCGGCAAAGGAUGGAUAUACCUCGAAUGAUGCGACGAGCGAUACGGAUGCCGAAGCAGCGCACCGCCUACCGGGACGAGUCUUGCGAGGCUUCCACGAUCGCACAGCUCGGGCCUUUGCCUCGAAUGCAGACCAUUCGCGAGGACCUAGUCCGCAUACAACCCAUCAAGAUCCUGCUGGUGCAGCACAUGUGAUGACGGCAUCAGACAGUCAGGCCAAGCGAGAUUCCGAGCAGCAAGAAGAUGAGAGGCCGCGAGCACCCGUGCUAUCUCGUGCAUUGACAGAUGGCGACACCGAGGCAUAUCAGUACUUUGCUACGUCCUACAGCGAUCUGCCAACAAAAGAGACCAGUACUGCGUCUGACUUGACCCGACGUCAUUCGCUUUCGCAUCUCUGUGAGCUCAAUGGUGUAGGCCGGACGAUGUCGCCACAUAGCAUGAAGCUCGAUAUAGAUCUGCAACAUGGCUACACGGAGCUACGUGCUAAGGAGCUUGAGAUGCAGACCAUUAUCGAGGGUCUAGAGGCAUGCUAUUGCGUUGCUUCGGCUCAUCAGAGCUCAUUAUGCCCGCAGGCGAUCGACAAGUCGUACGGCGAGGCGAUACAAUCCUUCGAGCUUGCUUUGACGCGGCGACGCGAAGCGAUCGAGUCGCUGGAGGAAGAGGCGCGCAAGGCUAUCGAGAUGAUGCGCAGUGUUUUUACGAGUAACAGCGCCAUCGCUACGCUAUCAGUCGGUAACGAGCGACUUCGUUAUGCCUCUGCCAUCUUGACGGACAAGAAAGCAGACAUCGAGUCCUUCCCCUUUUUACGCAGGAUGCAGGAGCGUGCGGGAGACCGAGGCACAAUGCAGCAUCACUUGCGCUCGAUGUCCGAGAAGCUCCCGUCGCCCCAAGCUCGCACGAUGAUCGAGAAGAUCGCAGAUGCCAAAGCUCACCUCUAUGCUUUCUUUGGCAGAUCUGUUCCCACGCCGCCCCCGACAUUUCCAGGCGGCUCUAUCAUUCAGCCCACAGUUGUCGUCUCACCGCCUGCGGACUACUAG
This is a messenger RNA of Mixia osmundae IAM 14324, 2547 nucleotides long. RefSeq lists its product as uncharacterized. The record is from RefSeq and is a predicted model, not a curated record. Gene Ontology annotation, cellular component: Sin3-type complex. Bases 1 to 2547 code for a protein of 848 amino acids. The transcript has 3 exons. NCBI's taxonomy places the organism in Eukaryota, Fungi, Basidiomycota, Mixiomycetes, Mixiales, Mixiaceae.